UAUAUCUGCACAAGCAUCCGAAACCAAUAUCACUAUCCUUAACUGCUGCCGUGGUUGGAGCGAAAAAAUUAUUCAUCCAUCAGCUUUAUUGCGUGCAUAAUUACGGGGUGGAGAAACGAGUUGUUUUAGUCUGGAGGUGCGUCCUACUGCAAAUGAGAAAAUCGCGAUUGGAAACGCGCAUCUCUCACGGAGGCUGCGGAAUGUAGUGUCAGAUAAGAUAUGAUAAGUAGUGGUACUGCACGUCAAACACCUUCCUUGUGUCAUAGCCUACAAGCACUGGUUUUUUCGCUGGUGCAUUUUUGAGACUGUUAAGGUGACCAGAACAGGGAUUCAGCAUGACCGCUGGUCUAGAGAAGGCCUGUCAUCGAUGCCUUUCUCAGAUUGCCAGUAAUGCAUUUUUUGUGUUUGGCCUAUUUGCAUUCCUGGCCCUUCCUCUUACUAUGGCUUACGUGGGAGUAAAAACCAUUGAUGACUGUCCAGCACAACCCAUGAUUCCACUCUACCUGCUUGUAGGAGGGAUUGUCGGCAGCUUAAAGGUGAUGCUCCUCCUGUAUGACAUCACCAGGAUGAGGUCCCUCCUCUCCAAGUCUGUCGUCAUUGGUGACGACGACGACGACGAGUACCCGUGGCGGCAAAACGCCUACAAAUACCAAGUGCACUUGGUCCUCAGCGCCUUCCUCUUCAUCUGGUUCAUCCUGGGAAACUACUGGGUGUUCUCCGUCUACGUGCCCAACUUCAUCCCGCCCUUCCACCGGCCACACGAGUUCUGUCGCAAGUCGCUGUACGUGUUUGCUGUGUUCGUGCUGGCACUCAGCCACUCUGUCCUGUUUCUUCUGCUGUGCUGCUCCUUGUGUCUACAUCUUUGCACCCGCACCAGCACCAGGGAAGACUAUGGUGAAGACUGACACAUUGGCAAUGUUCUUACAAUAUUCUUUUUAUUUUAAUUAUGUAUUUUAAUUAUGUAUCCAGAUCCCAUUGAGAUGGAAAGCUCUUUUUGCAAGAGAGCCUUGGCAAACUCUGCUGACAAGAUUCGUUGUUUUUUCUAUAUUUCUCUUUGCUCACUGAGUAACUUUGGUACUACAGUGCAUUGUGGGAUUUGUAGGAAGGUUAAUGCAGCAGAGGGUGGAGCCAAGGCAGGGCAAGGGGGUGAGGACAUCUGCUGCAUACCUGUCUCCACCUUUUGUUUUCAGUUGUUUUUUGGUUCUGUGGUGACCAGUGCAGUGCAGUUUCUCUUCUGCUGCCCACUCACAUCCCUGACCUCCCUUUGUGUCCAAGCCAACAGCUUAAUAUAAUAAAACACCAAAACACAAAUUAACAUAAAUAAUAUCUAGGGGCCAGUACACUGCAAAGCCAUACAUAUUGUAAUAACAGUCAAAGCAGCUAAUGUCCUGUAAUGUCAUAACAAUGUAAUGACACUGUUAAUAUUUUUUCUACCUUAGUAAGGGCUUUAAAGAUAAUAAUUGAUUGCUAUGAUCAAAGCACAACAUUGCAUUAUAUGGCAUGACAGAGCAUAAAAAUUUCUGAAUCUCAGCAUCCUUUGAAGUGUUACCAUAUUGAAGAAAUUGUGUUCCUUGUACUUAGUUAUUACUGUAUAAGGCAGUGGUCCUGAACCUAUUGACUGAGAUGGGCCUUACCUCCUCUCAAGACAAAAUAUAGGCCUAUUUUCAUAAAACAAAGAACAUACAUCACAUAUUUUAGAACAGUACUUACAUCACCCUUGGUAUUUCAUAUUUGAGCACCACUAGCAGUUAUUUCACCCUGUAGCAGUCGAUCAAAUGGGUGAAAUCUCACAGCUAACUGGACUACAAGCUAAGGACCACAGCUCUUUUAUUUUAAUAAAAGAAUACAAAACACAUAGCAAUUGCAUAACUUCCUUUAUCCACACAAUAUCCUUUCUCUUUGGUAUGACAUUAUUGCAUGUAAAGGUUUUUACCUGUGCUGGAUGAUUUGUAUACCAAUAUAUUGAUGUUUUAUGUUGUAAUGAGGGGCAUACUUUAUUGCACUCAUUUGGUUGUUAGAAAUAAAACAGCACCGAGACUUACCAGCGGUGCUUUUUAACAUUUUUAUUGGGGUUUAUUUUCUUUGUGGUGCAAUUUUGCCACUGAAUGAUAUGCAAAUAUGUUUAAGGCCAACUGCAUGGGACCUAAUUGUAAAUGUAUGUUAAAAUAAUGGUUACUCUGACCUGAAGGGACUUGCUUAUUGGUGUUUUUUCAUUAUUUUAAUAAAGUAUUUGGUUUAGUUGGUACAAAUGAUCUUACAUGGAUUCUUGAGAAAAUCUUGUUCUCUUCAUGUUAAUAUCCUUUACUCAGCAUGCAUUCUUUGUGAAAUAUUAGAAUUUAGAUAUUCAGCAUUUUAUUAUUUUAUUACUUGAAGUGUCUUGCUUAGUGUUUCAGCAGGCUACCAAUUUGUAUUUAUUUAUUUUAAGUAAUGCAUGUAAUUGUAGCAUUAUGGAAAUGUGUUUGCAUCUGAAUUAUAACAGGAGCAAUGUAUUUGCAAAUACCAAAAUAAAUCAUGUAAAAACGUACAUUGUAUUGUGCAAAAGCAUGUAUGACACGUGAGUUCAGACUGCAUUUAAAGUGUAGAUUAACCUCCCUGGGAAUCUUAACAUGGCAAGAUAACAAUAAAAGAUAAGUCAUCCCCAGCAUCUUGUACAAA
Messenger RNA from Conger conger (European conger), 2655 nucleotides. Its product is annotated as transmembrane protein 272-like. NCBI's taxonomy places the organism in Eukaryota, Metazoa, Chordata, Actinopteri, Anguilliformes, Congridae. The coding region runs from base 336 to 905 and encodes 189 amino acids. The record is from RefSeq and is a predicted model, not a curated record. The transcript has 5 exons.